AUGUCCUCCUCUCUCUCGGCAGACGAUGAAGACAUCUUUGAGCGCCUCCAACAGCGCAAGGACCCGAAGGUGUUGGAAGAGCAGCAGCAGGCCGUGAACGAGCGGACGCAGGCCAUUCUCCAGAAGGCCCAGGCUCGUCUUUCAGAACUGCUUGACCAAAACUCGACCCUGCCAUGCACGAUCUCGUCUGUUCAGGUGCUGAGCGCACCUCACACUCGCCGGAGCUUCCUCGAAAAAGUCCUCAGCCCCCUUCUCAGCGAGAACAAGGACCGACCCUACACUCUGUCCGAGGCAUUGCGGGAGAUUUCGGCGACAGCAGACAAGCUGGGACGAUUCGACCUGUUCCAACAGCCAAUUGCGGUGCACCUGGAUGAGUCGAAGAGGGACGCCUCCGGGCUCAGCAGCAUCGAUGUCCUGCUGGCAACCCGGGAGAAGUCGCGUGUGCUCUUGAAGACUGGCACUGAUCUCGGAAACGCUGAGGGUUCCGCUUACGGUAAUCUCCUGUGGCGCAAUGUAUUCGGCGGUGCCGAGACAUUGAACUUGAAUGCUUCGCUGGGUACCCGGACCCGGUCUGCUUACCAGGCCGCCUUCGAGACUCCGAUCCUGUGUGACCCAGACUUCCGCCUGGAGGUGGGCGGCAUAGCUAGCUCUACCCAGAAGUCCUGGGCGAGCCACGAGGAGGUGGUUAAGGGUGGAUGGAGUAAGCUCCGCUGGCUGUCGCAAUCCGGACAUCGCCAUGAAUUGGGCUACAACGGUUUCUGGAGACAAAUCACCGGCCUGGCAGAGAACGCCUCGCCUAUUGUUCGCGCUGAUGCCGGCGAUAGUGUGAAGAGCAGCGUCUUCCACAGCUGGAUUAAUGACCAGCGUGACAACGCGAUGCUGCCUUCCCGCGGCUACUAUGCUAAGGUUUUCAACGAGCUGGCUGGCUGGGGCCCAUUAAAGGGUGACGUCUCUUUCUGGAAAUCGGAGAUUGAGACCCAGGGCGCUGUCCCCAUCCCCAUUCCCGGAAUCAAGGGCGACAGCGGUAUCAGCUUGACUACUGGUUUCCGCGCGGGCCUCCUGUACCCUCUUGGUCUGGACUCGGGCUCUCGCCCCCGCCUUUCCCGGAUCAACGACCGCUUCCUCCUCGGUGGCCCCACUGAUGUCCGUGGAUUCCGUUUGUGUGGCUUGGGCCCCCGUGAGGGUGCCGAUGCUCUCGGCGGCGACAUCUACGCCGCUGGAAGCGCAAACCUGCUCUUCCCCCUUCCCCGCGUGGGCGCUGACAGGCCCCUACGACUGCAACUCUUCCUGAACGGCGGCCGCCUUCUGCCCCUGCGGACAUCGCAGAAGACCGCCCCUACCACCACUGGUGAGGUGCAGGAUGCCGUGAUCUCGACCAUCUCUGACCUGCAGACCGGCCUGCCUAGCAUCGCUGCCGGUGUGGGCAUCGUGUACGCCCACCCAGUGGCGCGCUUCGAGCUGAACUUCUCCCUGCCGCUGGUUCUGCGAAAGGGCGAGGAGGGCCGCAAGGGCUUGCAGCUGGGAAUUGGCAUCAACUUCCUGUAG
Molecule: messenger RNA, 1545 nt
Organism: Penicillium canariense
Lineage: Eukaryota; Fungi; Ascomycota; Eurotiomycetes; Eurotiales; Aspergillaceae
Gene: sam50
Product: SAM complex subunit SAM50
Exons: 4
Coding region: 1-1545 (514 amino acids)
Biological process (GO): protein insertion into mitochondrial outer membrane
Cellular component (GO): outer membrane; SAM complex
Source: RefSeq, a predicted model, not a curated record